AUGGACGCCAAGACUCGAAGUCACACACGCCUAUUGGAGCCCUACAAUGAAGGAGACACUUUGGAACUGAUAUGCGAAUGCUUUGGAGGAGAUCCUCGGCCACGCCUCACCUGGUAUCAUGAGAAUACCGUGAUAGACGACUCUUACGAGCAGCGGCCAGAUGGAGUUACAGUCAACACCCUUACCUUCCCCAACAUUGGUCGCCAGCAUCUGAACUCCAGACUCAUCUGUCAAGCUUCGAACACCAACUUAGCAGCGCCUGAGUCAAAACUGGUGAUAUUAGAUAUCAAUUUAAGGCCAUUGAGUGUGCAGAUCUUGAAUAAGCGGCAGCCCCUGUCAGCGGACAGAAACUACGUUGUCGAGUGUAGGACGGUGGGCUCAAGACCAGAGGCCUUGGUCACGUGGUGGAAGGGCGGGAAACAGCUGAGGAGGAAUGCAAAAAACUUUUCGGACAACAACGCGACAAUCAGCACUCUCAACCUGGUGCCGAUGGCUGAAGACCACGAGAAGUACCUGGUGUGCAGGGCAGAGAACACUAAAGUAAAGAUGGUGAACGCUGUGGUGGAAGAUAGGUGGCUUCUCAAUAUACACUAUGUACCAAUCGUUACCCUAAAGUUGGGGUCGAACUUAAACCCAAGUUACAUCAAGGAAGGAGAUGAUGUAUACUUCGAGUGCAGCGUCAAAGCUAACCCAAAAUCGAAGAAGUUGACCUGGUAUAAAGGGGUAAAAGAAAUCCAACACAAUGCAAGUGCUGGAGUUAUCCUCAGCGACCAGAGUCUAGUUCUGCAGAGCGUGUCUCGAUCGGUGGCUGGAGACUACAGCUGUCUUGCGUACAACAACGAAGGAAGUGCAACUAGUAAUCCAGUGUCGCUUCAAGUUAAUUAUGUUCCUGUAUGCAAAACGGUGAAUGACGGAGCAGUAUACGGAGCUCUAAAGAUGGAGACAGUUGUACUGCAGUGCGUUGUAGAUUCCAGCCCUCCGCCGACAUACUUCAGCUGGUUCUUUAACAGUUCUGGAGAACAAACGGAAAUAUUGCCAAGUUUAUACACCAACUCCGGCAACACGUCCACCCUUCGGUACACCCCGAGUACUGACGUGGACUUUGGGACUAUACUGUGUUCUGCAGUUAAUGCUGUUGGGAAACAAGAAACUCCUUGUAUUUACACACUUGUUGCAGCAGCAGGUAUCCCAACAUCCUUGCAAAAUUGCUCUGUCGUGAACCAGAGCUACACUCUCGUGGUGGAGUGCUUAGAAGGGUUCGAUGGAGGGCUUCCGCAGGUGUUCUAUAUGGAAGUGCUAGAGCUACCUUCUCUGAUGGUUCGAGAUAACAUCACAUCUAACCACACUCCAACCUUUGAAAUCCACAACUGGGACAGCAGAUCCAGCUACGCGUUGAUUCUGUAUGCAGCCAACGCCAAAGGUCGCAGUGAAGAAGUCAGCCUUUACACAGUCGCCAUUAGAUCCCCAGAUAAAUAUACCGGAGUAAGUACUUCGAUCCCGCUGUCUCCAAUGCUAGUGUCAUUACUGUCCAUCGCAGCACUUCUGUGCACUGGAAUAUGUGGGGUCAUCACUGCCCUGUAUCGUCGACAUGCUGCCAGAAGACAUGAUAUAGAUAAGCAUCCACCGUCAAGUAACGCCCUCUACCUGCACCAGAGCGUGGAGUCGCUCUCGAAGCAGGAUAACCUGAACACCUAUUGCGCAUCACCAAAGUUGGAUUACUGCAGCCAGUACGAACUAAAAAUAGAGGGGAGUGGGGAAGACACGGAUCCAGACAUCAUACCGUGUCAUUAUGACAAGAAAUCAAUAAAUGAUUUUAGUAAGCUGCCCUCUCCUAUCCUGGACUCUAAUCACCACAGGAUGUUCAGCGAUAGACCUACUGUACCUGCCAGUGCUUCAUCUGUCAGCAUAUGCGUAGUGAACCGUGGAGUAACAGCCCGCAGUGCAGAUAUUGCAGCCGCGAGACGGCCAGAAGUUGUGACGACCGCGCGGAAGGUUCGAGAAAGCUGCAUUUAA
Arctia plantaginis is the source of this 2013-nucleotide messenger RNA. The record is from the annotation of a GenBank genome assembly. Lineage: Eukaryota; Metazoa; Arthropoda; Insecta; Lepidoptera; Erebidae.